AUGUCAGUUCUGCCGCCCAAUUACAACCUCGAGGUUCCCAAAACUGUCUGGCGCGUGCGACAAGCGAAAGCGCGCUGCGUGGCACUGCAGCUUCCGGAAGGCCUCCAGAUGUUCGCGACGACCCUGUGUGACAUUAUCGAGCGGUUCGGCGGCGCGGAAGGCUGCGUGAUUCUAGGCGACGUGACGUACGGCGCGUGCUGCAUCGACGACGUUACCGCAGCAGCGCUUGGCGCGGACUUUCUGGUGCAUUACGGGCACAGCUGCCUGGUUCCGUUGGAUCAUACGGUCAUUCCGUGCCUCUACGUGUUCGUCGAUAUCACCAUCGACGUGCCGCAUUUUAUAGACACCUUGAAGCUUAAUUUCCCGUCAACAGACCAUCUUGUACUCGCUGGCACCAUUCAGUUCACAGCAGCGGUGCACGCGGCCAUAUCGGCUCUCCCAGGCCACUUAAGGGGCAUUCCUGCUCCCUUCCCCACUUCCCGCUCUCCCAGGCACCAUUCAGUUCACAGCAGCGGUGCACGCGGCCAUAUCGGCUCUCCCAGGCCACUUAAGGGGCAUUCCUGCUCCCUUCCCCACUUCCCGCUCUCCCAGGCACCAUUCAGUUCACAGCAGCGGUGCACGCGGCCAUGUCGGCUCUCCCAUGCCACUUACGGGGCAUUCCUGCUACCUUCCCCACUUCCCGCUCUCCCAGGCACCAUUCAGUUCACAGCAGCGGUGCACGCGGCCAUAUCGGCUCUCCCAGGCCACUUAAGGGGCAUUCCUGCUCCCUUCCCCACUUCCCGCUCUCCCAGGCACCAUUCAGUUCACAUCAGCGGUGCACGCGGCCAUAUCGGCUCUCCCAGGCCACUUAAGGGGCAUUCCUGCUCCCUUCCCCACUUCCCGCUCUCCCAGGCACCAUUCAGUUCACAGCAGCGGUUCACGUCGCCAGAGCAUCCCUCUCAGGCCACUUCAGAGGCAUCACGGUGCAUCAGGCCAAGCCUCUGUCCCCCUUCCCUUCGUUUCCCAAUCUCUCCCCCCCUUGCUUCCCUUCUCCCUCUCUCUUUCCCUUUAGGCACCAUUCAGUUCACAGCAGCGGUCCAUGCGGCCAAAUCAGCCCUCUCAGGCCACUUCCAAGCCAUCACAGUGCCUCAGGCCAAACCACUGUCUGGAGGAGAGGUGCUUGGAUGCACCGCUCCCUCGCUCUCUCCCUCGUUCGAGGGGGUAGCAGCAACAGAAGCAGCAGCAGGAGGAGCAAGGGUCGCAACAGGAACAGGAGAAGUAGCAGCAGCAGCAGCAGCAGCAGCAGCAGCAGCAGCAGCAGCAGCAGCAGCAGCAGCAGCAGCAGCAGCAGGAGGAGGAGCAGGAGGAGCACGAGCAGGGGCAGCAGCAGCAGCUGGGGCAUGUGGUUCUGGUCCAGAUGCGCUGGUUUUCGUGUCAGACGGUCGGUUUCACCUCGAAGCCAUGAUGAUCGCAAAUCCCACCCUCCCAGCAUUUCGCUAUGACCCCUACACCCGCACCCUCACUCGCGAGCGCUACGACCAUUCAGGCAUGCGAAAUGCGCGGCGGCUGGCGGUUACCCGGGCGAGCAGGGUGCGGGGGAAGCGGUGGGGUGUUGUGCAGGGUACCCUUGGUCACCAGGGUAACCCGCGCACUGUGGACCACUGCGUGAGGAGGAUCCGCGCUGCGGGCGGCACGCCGGUGGUGUUUCUCGUCUCGGAGCUGACUCCGGAAAAGGUGGCGGCGGUGGGGGUGGGGUCUGGUGGGAUGGCUGGGGCUUGUGUAACAGAAGCUGUUGGUGACGUGGCAGGAGCCGGUGUUGACGUGGCAGGAUCAGUUGGCGACGUGGAUAGGGCCCUCGGUGAGCUGUCAAUAGGAGGAGGAAGCAUUAAGCAUGGCAGCACAACAAGCUUCGACAAGGAGAGUGGGCGAGGGACAGGCAUCGAUGCGUGGGUGCAGGUGGCAUGUCCGAGACUGUCCAUAGACUGGGGGGAGGCCUUUACUGCCCCCAUGCUCACUCCCUAUGAGCUUGAGGUUGCACUGGGGUUCGCUUCCCCCUGGUGGGGAGGCUGCUUCUGUGACAGUGACUCUAACGUCCAGGGGGGUUGUAACGAAGGUGAUUGUACAGAGCGUGGUUCUGGGAGUGUUGCUACAGGAGAUGGAAAUGGGUCGCAAGAGGACCAGCUGCAACGGUGCAAACAGUGCGGAGCUUGUAAAGGGGAUAAGAGGGAGAGGGUGUACCCCAUGGAUCACUAUGCCAGGGAUGGCGGCCCUUGGAAUGCUUCUUACAUGCCUAAAAGAGCUGCUAGAGGGCCCCCGAAGAUAACAUCUGCACCUGCUUCUCUGCCUGCUUCACCAACUGCUGCAACACCUGCUGCACCACCGACUGCACCGCCUGCUGCUCUGCCUGCUGCGCCUACCAGCAGCCGCAUCGACUACAGCAAGUGGGAUCACUUCGAGGCCAGCAGCGACGAGGAGGAGGAGGAGUUUCAAGAGGAUGAGGAUGAGGAUGAAGAGGAGGAAGGGGAGGAUGACGAGGAGGAGGAGGGGUUGGAGUACGUAUUGGGACCGGACCUGAGUUCAAGAGGGGCAGCUGGAAAGAGUGGCGGAGGAAAGGGGAAGGCCGAGGCAGUUGCUGCUGAGAAAGGGACCACGAAGCACGAGGAAACAGAUUCUGGGAAAGGAAGCAGCAAUGACAAAAAAACAGCCCCGAUGCAACAGGCGUCAUCAGGUACAGCCAAACCAGAAAAGGCCAAGGCCGAGAGAGCAGAGCGAGAGGAAACAGGCGGUGUGCCGAAACGACCAGAGGAGGAGCAGCAGGAGGAUGUCCAGCUGCUGGAUCGAACGGACAUGGUUCACUAUCUCGACGCGAGGAACGGCUGGGAUGUCGCCGCCUGCGAGCCGUGCUUCGAUCGUGUGGUCUCCCGCCGGACAAAGCUCGCCCUGGGGAUCCACAGCCUGAGGGACUUCCGCUCAACCCUCCGGCGGCACGUGAAAGAAUCUGUCCCGCUCGCACCAUCAGCCUGUCAGGCAUCAUCAGCAGCCCAGCAUGCAGCGGCAGCAGCUCAGCAGGCGAAGGCACGGGCGAUUGAAAAGUUCUCCUCGGGAGUUCCUUUGCCAGAGCGGGCGCUGGGAGGGAGGCAAGGAGUGCAGUCCUCUCGAGAGCGGUACAAAUGGAAGUGCGAGCGGGCGGCGGGGGUUUGUGCAGAGGCGAUGGUGUUAGAGUGGAUGACUGAGCCGCGUGUGGGUGUGCUCAUGGACCUGGGGAUGAUCAGAUCCCGCCUGCCGGCCAUUCUAGGGGCCCACAUGGACUCGGACUCUGCCACGUUCCCAGGGGUAAUGGGUCAUUUGGGGGCGGGCAGGCAGGAGAAGGAGGAUCAGCUAGCUUCCUUGCUGGUACAGGUGCUCGGGGUGAAGGAGGCCAGUGAGCUGAAGGAGGGAUUUGGGUUUUUCAUGCAGAAUUUGCUGUCUGGGGGGGUGAGGGAGCGUGGGGAGGGGGAGAGGAGGGAAGCGAGAGCAGGGGCGGCGGGCGGGGGGGCAGGAGGGGGGGUUGUUGAGCAGGCACGAGAGGAGGGAUGGCGGAUGUUUGAGGAGAUGAUGGGGAUGAUGCGCAUGAUGGGUGCUAGUGAUGCGCCCACAGCGGCCGAUGUGAUGACGAGGAUGCGGCAUGUCAUGGGGGUGGACGGGGAGGAGGAGGGGGGUGGCACGGUGGUGUGUAUGGUGGAGGGGAGUGAGGCCAGGGCGAGGGGAGGGAGGCGUGGUGAGAGUGCUGGGAGGAAGGCUGGGAAGGAUGGUAAGUGGAGGGAGCACCUGAAAGGGCCUGUGUGGGAGAGGUAUGUGGAUGGCAUGGCUUGGAUUCUGGUGCAUGGAGGGGGGGAAGGGAGGGAGUUCAGGUGCAGCCACUGCAGUGACGGGGGCAGCAGCAGCAGCAGCAGCAGCAGCAGCAGCAGCAGCAGUAGCGGAAUAAGCAGCAGUGGGACCAGCAGCAGCAACAGCGGCAGCAGUAGCAGCAAUGGCGGCGUCGGCAGCAGCAGCAGCUUGGACAGCAGGGGUGCUCCCAAGGGCAUGUAUCUGAGCGGCGUGGGCGCCACCGAAUUCGCCCUUGCAUUCGCCACUGUGAUUUCAGAAAGCGGGCAGCACAAGCAGGGCGAGGUGUUCUGCAUGGACGCAGAGAGUGUGAACAAGUCGAAUGUAGAAGAUGCAGCGAUCGAGGAGGCACGAGAGAGGCUUCUCAGGGAGAAGAAGGUGGGAAGGGAGGUGGAGGUGGGAGUGGGAGGUGCCAUAGCUGAUGCAGCAGCUGCAUUGUCGGUCGUCAACAACACAAACCCGCCGCUCACUGGCCCACCCGCCCCUUCCCUCAUCCCUGUCAACACGAACCCGAUCGUCUCAGCAAUGGCGUAUCGGGUCGGCUGUAUCCUGCAGUGGGUGCGAAUCUACGGCUCAGAUUUCAUCUCAUCUAGGGGGUGCUUCAAGGCUAGGCCUCAGGGAAAAGUCCUGCCCUUGCGGCACCCGCUUAGGGACCUUCCGAGCGUGCUGGUGAGGCUCGGAGCCAUUCCCAAGCCUCUGCCUUGGAAGCAAUUUGAUUCGGAGUGGGAGGAGUGGCCACGUGGAGAGGAAGAUGCAGUGAAGUUUCCUGACGAUCAGAGUGUGCGGUGUUUCCAUCUGGGGAUUGUAGAGGAGGCGGGGGAGGGAGAUCAGGAGAACAGGGGAAGCAGCAAGGGCGGUGACAGGGGGAGCGGCGGGGGUAGUGGCGGGGGUAGUGGCGGGGGGAGCGGCAAAAGGCGUGGGCAGGGACGUGACAGGGGGAGUGGCGGGAAAGGGGGAGGGGGAGCGCACCCCUCCAGAGCACCAGCACCAGCACCAGCUCAGAACAGAGCCAUGCCCAUCGUGCGCUGUGCAGCAGACGCUCAUUUCCUGGUGGAGUUCGCCGGGCAUCAGGUCUACCCCCCCGCGUGCGCCCGCUGCCGCUCGUGCCUGGACCAGUUCACCUACCACAUCCCCUUCCUCACCCUCCUCGCCAAUUUCGCCUACCGCCCCGCCACCGUCCUCCUCAACCGCUUCCUCUCUGUCUUUCCCCCCCAUUCGCCGGAAUUCGCUAAGCUCGUGGACCUUCUUCUGUUAGAGCCGUUCCCUCGGGGCACCUGUGCGGCAUUCCAGGUGCACGUGGUGAGGGAGAGAGCAGAGGAGCUUCCCGUUCACUUUUUGCUCAACGUGGCUCUGAACUGGCCGAAUGCGAUGCUGCAGGUCGAGGAGAUUGGGAUGGUCGGUCGGGACGAGUGGAAAGGGGAGCUGCUGGGGGGGGCGGACGGGAGGAAGGCAGGGAGAAGGACGCGUGGGGGUGGUGGGGGAGGGAGAGGAGAGGAAGGGGGGGAGGAGGAGGAUGAUGGGGAGGUGUGGGAGGAGGUGAAGGACUGGGGCUUUGCGGUGCUGAUUGCGUGGAGGACGGAUGCGAUGACCGAUCUGAUCGACGACUGCAGACGAGGCAGCAGCAGCGGGGGGCCGCCACGCAAGUGCAGCAAGGACGUGGCGACAGAGCUGUGCAACAGGGUGCGGCGUGGUGGAAGGCGGUUGUGUGAAGCUGAGGAGUUGCUCUGGGUGUGGCAGGGUGGCGUAUUGCGGCAGGGAGUGCCAGAAGGCCCACUGGCCCUCCCACAAGCUCGCAUGCCCGGGCAGGGCUGGUGGGAAGAAGAAUGA
Molecule: messenger RNA, 5670 nt
Organism: Closterium sp. NIES-65
Lineage: Eukaryota; Viridiplantae; Streptophyta; Zygnematophyceae; Desmidiales; Closteriaceae
Source: the annotation of a GenBank genome assembly